Messenger RNA from Rodentolepis nana, 1086 nucleotides. The record is from the annotation of a GenBank genome assembly. NCBI's taxonomy places the organism in Eukaryota, Metazoa, Platyhelminthes, Cestoda, Cyclophyllidea, Hymenolepididae.
AUGCCUAAAAUAACAACGCAAAAAAGGAAAAUAGAAACACUGCUCACUGAGAAGUAUUGUAGAAGACUGGUUACGUGUUGUUUCGAUGAAGUAUUCCUCGAAAAACCCGUGGGAUUUCUUAAUGCUGUUUCACUCCGAAUCUCUUGUGGGAAUCCACAAAACGGUAAAGAUACUAUGGUUAGAAUGCCAGAAUGGGUUACUAAUCCUCCACCUCUCAUCAGGCCCGUUUCCGCUGGUUCACAGGGCUUGGGUGGUCCUGUUCCAUUACCAUUUUCCAUAUCUUGGCAACGAUAUACGCCUAUGGAAGGAAUAAAUGGAAACGUUCAGUUUUUAUCAGUUAUAGAACCUGAAGUCUUGGUGGUUGUUUUGCAAGAGCGGCUUAAUUCGUUUCUGAAAAAUCAAAGUUAUUUCGAAGCAUUUAUAUCGUCUCUCCGAUCACUUCAACCCGAGAGACGCGUUUCUUUAAUAAUUCAUGCUCCAAAGCGACCACCUUCGAAAGAGGACGAUCUUGUAAAGAUGAUUGUUCGUCUUCAAUUUGAGGCUCGUUUGAUCGGAGUUCAACAAGCUUCUACGGUUCAGAAUCUCGCUGUCCUCAUCGGAAACUAUACCAAAGCCAUUUGUCAACGUCCUUUCAAGCAAAACCGGCUAGAUGACCGUCACGGAUUCUCAUUUCUCCCCACAGCUGCCAACACAGUGGCAGGUGCUGUUGCCGCUCCACGUUUCCCCUUGACAGCAAUGACGUCUCUAAAUAAAGGAGCCACUCAAGUGGGGUUUGGUGUCAAUCAGAAAGAAGCUCUAAGAUCGUGGGCUCAUCGAACGUGGCUGCGUCAGCUGGCAACUUGGAGAGGCAUGACUGGAGAGGUGGUGAAUGCUGUUGCAGAAGCUUAUCCGACACCAAGAGCACUGUUUAAUGCUUUGAGGCAUCUCUCAAGUGAAGAAGCAAUAAAACGUCUUAGUGAUUUGCGAAUACGUCGAGGAGCUGGCGUCCUAGCCACCGAAACCCGCCUUGGAAACGCUAUCGCCUCUCGUAUUGUGAACUUUUUUACUUCUUUCGAUCCGAACCUCCUGAUUGGAGGUGAUUUAUAA